Ipomoea triloba (trilobed morning glory) is the source of this 2543-nucleotide messenger RNA. Its product is annotated as tyrosine-specific transport protein. Lineage: Eukaryota; Viridiplantae; Streptophyta; Magnoliopsida; Solanales; Convolvulaceae. The transcript has 6 exons. The coding region runs from base 835 to 2382 and encodes 515 amino acids. The record is from RefSeq and is a predicted model, not a curated record. Gene Ontology annotation, biological process: amino acid transmembrane transport.
UUCCGUCAAUUGGGGCAUCGACGAACGAGAGAGCCGAAAGUUACACUAAACUCUGGCAGAGAUGCGGUCAUCUUGGAGAUCCGAUUGAAUAGCGGAAGAGCUCGGAAAAGCGGUUGGACUGAGCAUUAUAAAUAGAGGGCAACGUUGCAAAGGGAAAAUCAUCAAUUACCGGACCAAUUCUGGUUCGGCAGCAGAGGAAUACCAGUAGCAGCUUCAAUUCCGAUCGGCAGUGAACUAAUUUCGGGCGGCAGAAAUUCUGGUUUGGGCAAAUUCUGUUCGGCGUCGUGGAGAAUUUCUGAUCAGCGCAACAACAUCAACUCUAGAGAAAAUCAAUUUCGGCGCAACUGCAGCAGCUGGCAAUUGGCUUCUAAUUCUGAGCAUAUAUAACGGGAGCAGUCUCAUGCUGGAAGCUAAAGUGUGGAAAGAGGGAUGCAUACUUGGUCAGGAUUUAUGUUUUCAGUCAUCGACUCAAAAAAUAGGCUCCUGGGUGGUAAUGAUUCACAAAAGGGAAGAUGGGCAGGCCGCAGGCGGACGUAGGAGUGAGUGGGGUAGGUCCCUUCACAUUUUAGCCAUUUGUGAGUAGGGACUAGGGGUGGGGUCUGUAGAAUCCAAGAUUCCGCUUUAGCCGCCUGAGAACCCCUCACCUGCUUCGCUUCUUCAGCAGCGCACAGGAGAGUGGCUGACAGACGGCCUUCUCACUCUGCUGCUUCUCCAGAUAAAGUCCUAGGAGACCCACUGAUGUUUCUUCAAGCUUCAUGAGAAAGAUAUAGGAGGCUUGAUUGGUGAAACGACAGGUCGAAUGUGAAAGGAGUAAAAGACUUGAAGAAUCUCAACAUGCUUUUCUCAAUACAGCUCAAACCUUGCUUGUUGAAAUAUUCUAGCUUUUGUCGUGGAAAAAACAGAGUGCUCAUUAAAUCUACAAAGGGAAUAUUCGAUGAGGGUGCUGAUCCAUAUUUUCCUUUAUGUGUCAAAUCUAGAAGGCAGAAAAGUUUAGCUAUUUCGAUCAGGUCAAAAACUAGCCUUGAGAGUGAUAGUGAUUUGGAUGGUCAUGCUAAUCAUCAACAAUCUCAUGAAGCACCUAAGGAGAAAAGCUUCUUGGGUGCUGUUGCUUUAAUUGUUGGAACAGCUGUAGGGCCCGGUAUGCUGGGAUUACCUGCAGCGACUGUAAAAGCAGGUCAGUUGCCUGCAACUGUUGCCAUACUCUUCUCAUGGAUUUAUGUUGUUUCAUCAAUCAUUCUUGUUGCGGAGCUUAGCUUUGCAGCAAUGGAGGAAAAUGGAGCAGCUGAAGUCAGCUUCACUGACCUAGCAAACAAGGCAUUUGGAAGUGGUUUUGGCACUUUUGUUGCUUUAAUCUAUGCUUCGCUUAGUUUUGCUUUGUUGGUCUGCUGUGUCUCUGGCAUCGGUUCGCUCAUUUCUCAAUGGUUUCCCAAGUUAAAUCCAAUCGUGGCCAAUGCAUUAUUUCCAUCCGUUGUUGGAGCCGUUCUAAGUUUGUUGCCUUUCAAGGCUAUAGACGUGGCUAACAGGUUUCUCUGCAUCGUUAUGUUAUUCUCAAUUAGUGCACUAGUCACAGUUGGUGUGUUUGUUGGGGGGACCAACAUAUUAGGUUCCUUUGCAUAUGCCUCAUGGGCACCUUCCACCGUUUUGCCUGCGAUUCCUAUUGCUGUACUUACAAUGGGGUUUCAUGUCACUACUCCUUUUAUUUGCAAGAUUGCUGGGAAUACAGUCAAUGAGGCUCGAAAAGCUAUACUAGUUGGGGGUGCUAUUCCAUUAAUUAUGGUUCUGUCAUGGAAUUUGAUUGUUCUAGGGCUUGCUAGAACCGGGGCUUCUUCCUCAAUCACGGAUCCAAUCUCGCUCUUGCUCUCUGUUAACCCCUCUGCUUUGCCUGCAGUUCAAGGUUUCGCUCUCUCAGCCCUCGCAACUAGCCUCAUAGGCUAUGCUGUAAGUUUCCCCAAACAACUCAUUGACACCAUGGAGUUGAUACUUAAUACUACUGGCAAUCCAAUAAAGGCCCCUUCGGGUGAAGUUGGGAAAGUGGGCUUAGCCACCUUUAAUGGACAUUCGGGGAAGAUUUCGUAUUGUGGAAUCAAAUGCUAUGCUUCAGAGGCUGCACGGGAGACUGCUUCGGACUCGCUGCAAAGCAUAGUGAUGCCAAUUGUACUCGCGUUGCCAGUCCUUAUCGCAUCUUUCUUUCCCUCAAUGUUCUCUAGGGCUCUAAAUUUUGCCGGAACUUAUGCAAACUGCUUUCUAUUUGGCAUCCUUCCCCCCAUUAUGACUUUCAUCUUUCAGUCCAGGAGAAAACUAAGGCUAUCAAUCCUACCAGGCGGAGAUGGUACACUGCUUCUUCUCUUGGGCAUUUCUGUUAUACUAGCAGUUUGGCACUAGAUGGCUUGUGGGUUGUAAGGUUGUAUCAACAUAAACAGCUCUGGUCACCUACUAUUCUUAAUCCUUGUGCUCUGCUAGCUUCAAUAUUGCGGAGUAUUUCUUUAUUCUUGUGCUCUGCUACCUUCUAUAUUAUUACACUUAAUCCCCACUCCCGCCCUCAA